AAAUGGACGGUGUGUACCACGUGACUUUCGCAAGAAGCGGAAUGUCGCAACUCUUUAUCGCUUAGCUGACCUGUCAGGCUGUCAGUAAUCAGUAUUUAUCGGAGCCUGGUCGAGCUAUAACGAGCAGAACAACCGUCAGUGAGUUCGUUGUGACAAGGUCAUCAACAACUGUUUGAAAUACAACCAUGGCAGACAUCAAGCUGCGAGCCAAUCAGAGAAUGCAAGCAAGUGAUGUAAACGACAAUGAAGAAAAAAUGCGUCUUAAUAACACAAGUCUACAGGAGCUGAAUAGGAAAGUGAGGGAGAAGAUUGGAGAGUUGAGUUGGUGGCAGUGUUACGGCGUUGAUUGGGUCGUUAUCCUUUUUAUCUACAGCCUCCUGCCAAUGAGUUUAUAUUUAUUCACUUCGACCAGCCUUGUUUCAUAUGGAAUAGGAAUUGUAUGCCUUGGAAUUGUCCAUGGAGUAAAUGCCACUCGUUGCUCUCAUAUGGCAGCCCACAAUGGACUCUGCAGAUCAAAAUCCUGGAACAUAUUUUGGCGUUACUUCUUCUGCGAGUUUUGCAGUUUGUUCUCAGUUGAACUCGGAAUGGACAUCCAUAUAAAAGUGCACCAUCCUCAUACUAAUGUCAUCGGUCUUGGCGAUUCAAGUUCUUGGCGUGUUCCAAAACUUUCACGGACGGCCUAUAUGUUUAUCGCUCCUCUGCUGCUUCCGUUACUCUCGCCUUUUAUUUCAAUUAGUCGGCUAGUGUCUAGCGGGAAAAACAAGGCGGCCAUAAAGUGUGCGCUAGUCAUGAUUUGUGGACUCGUUGCCUUCAUAUACAUUCUACAAGUCUUUUCUGGAAUGUCCGCUAGAAAAGCUUUCCUUACGAUUUUUGCAUCACGAGCUCUGACGAGCCCAUCAUACAUUCAUGUGAAUAUAUUCCAACAUAUUGGAAUGCCAAUGUACUCCCAGCAGAAUCGACCGCCAAGAGCUGUGUUGAUGUCAACUGGUGUCCUGAAUCUCAAUGGAGCGUGGAUCCUUGACAUCAUCUUCGGACAUUCCUUAAUAAGUUGCCAUCUGGAGCAUCAUCUCUUUCCACAUAUAUCUGAUAACAUGUGCCGGAUUGUCAAGCCCCUCGUCAGGGAACACGUCCUACAGAAUGGUUUACCAUACAAUGUGGAUUCUUACUGGAAUAGGCUAAAGUUGUUUUACAAACAGUAUGAUAGACUUAUGGUCAACGCUCCACCCAUUACUAAAUAUGUGGGUAUUCAAUAAUCUUGUUGAUGUGUGAUAGUUAUGCGAUAUUAAAAAUAUAAACUCAUUAAUGUGCUUUAUUAUUAUAUAUUUAAAUCAAUUAAUUAAACUUUAAAUUAUGCAUAGUAUUAAUAAUUUGAGAUAUUUCAAUUUAUUUUUGAGUGUAAAACGAUUGCACUACACUUCAUAAGGCCUAAAAAAUAAAUUGUUUGUUUGCCCUUUAAUGCUGAAAAUUGUAUAGGAGGGGCGGAUGCAAAAAAGUUUUUUUUGGUGGGGUUUUUUUUUCUCCUGUCAACAAAAUUAACAUUAAAUCGUAAUGCUUGCAAUUAAGCCUGUCUCACUAUUUGUUUUUCAAAGGGUAUUCAUCAGACUGAAUAAAAAUAACCCAUAAUCGAUAUUUUGCAAUGAAUUUAGGCCUAGAAUGGUGAUACCUUACAUCAGACACCCAAUUUAGAACCAUUUCAUGUGCAAAAUUGAGAAAAAUAAAUAUCACUUUUUAAAAAUUUGUGAAAAAAAAUCCUAUUUUUUAAAAUGCUGCCCCUAAUUUUACGUGAGCUGGGGACGGGCACUGGAGGGAAAACAAACAAUUUUUUUUUAGGCCUAAUGGUUGCUCUACUGAAGGCAGUAAUGUUAUUCCAUAAUUUCAUUGUGUUCACAGGUGAAUUGAAACUUAGCAUUAGAAAAUAUUUGGAGAUGUAAUAUAAAAUUUUUAAUGACCAAACCUGGUGUUAUUCAUUAGCAAAUGUGGUAUAAUUCAUAAGCAAUCUUGGUGUAGUUUAUGACCAAACCUGCAAUAAUUCAAGAGCACAUGGUAUAAUUCCAAGUGCAAACCUGGUAUAAAUCCGAAGUGCAAACCUGGUAUAAAAUUCCAAGUGGUAACUUGGUAUAUUUCCAAGUGCAAACCUGGUAUAAUUCCAAAUGCAAACUUGGUAUAAUUCCAAAUGCAAACCUGGUAUAAUUCCAAAUGCAAACUUGGUAUAAUUCCAAGUGCAAACCUGGUAUAAUUCCAAGUGCAAACCUGGUAUAAUUCCAAGUGCAAACCUGGUAUAAUUCCAAGUGCAAACCUGGUAUAAUUCCAAGUGCAAACCUGGUAUAAUUCCAAAUUCAAACUUGGUAUAAUUCCAAGUGCAAACCUGGUAUAAUUCCAAGUGAUAACUUGGUAUAUUUCCAAGUGCAAACCUGGUAUAAUUCCAAAUGCAAACCUGGUAUAAUUCCAAGUGCAAAACUGGUAUAAUUCAUUGAGCAAACUUGGUACAUGAUUGGAACAGUGGUUAAUUUUUAAGAGCUUUAUAUAACAUUUAGUCAUAAUAACACUUUACACUCGACAAUUGUGAGCACUCAAUUAAUUUGGCAGUAUUAGAAUUUAUUGGACAAAUAUGUUUUCAUAAUUUUAUAAUAUAAUCGGUAUUGUAUCAAACCACAGGGCCAUAGUAAAUUCAGAGACAGACCCAAUAGUUUGAAAUAGAGAGUCCCACGAAGGGACUUCCACAGAUAGAGGCCCCUGUUGAAUCCGUCACUGAAUUUAUACAGAAGCUUAAUGAUAUAUGCUUAUAUAAACAUUUAGAAUAUGUAUACAGUAUAUAGAACAUGUAGAAUAUGUACUGUAUCUGCUUCAUUAUUUGUAUCAACAUGUUUAUUGAUAUUUUGUUCCUAAAGUACUUGAUCACCUGACCUUGCUAACUAUGACAGAUUAAAACUCCCAUUGUGUUCUGUGCUGUUGCAAUCAAAUUCUAUAAAGGUAGGGGAACUUGUAGCAUGAUUCUGAAGUCCAACUCAUAACAUUUCAAUUGGUACACAUCUGCGUUUGUAUUAGAUAUCCGUCUAUUUUUUGUUUGCGAUUUUAACCUUUGACCAAAAAGUUAGUUACCACAACAUUUUUUAAUUGUAAUAGUCUUAUUUAUGCAAUAUUUUUAAUAUAUGAUUCACAGUUAAGAUAGAUAUAUUAAUAUGUCAUGUUUCAAAACGAAACAUCUCUGAUCAGUUAUCUAAUAUGUACAAGUAUAUAAUUAUAUGCGUUAUGAGAUGUAUUA
This is a messenger RNA of Anneissia japonica, 3262 nucleotides long. Its product is annotated as fatty acid desaturase 6-like. The transcript has 2 exons. The record is from RefSeq and is a predicted model, not a curated record. Bases 186 to 1253 code for a protein of 355 amino acids. Gene Ontology annotation, cellular component: membrane. NCBI's taxonomy places the organism in Eukaryota, Metazoa, Echinodermata, Crinoidea, Comatulida, Comatulidae. Gene Ontology annotation, molecular function: oxidoreductase activity, acting on paired donors, with oxidation of a pair of donors resulting in the reduction of molecular oxygen to two molecules of water. Gene Ontology annotation, biological process: lipid metabolic process.